GAGGCGGCAGCAGCUCCAUGACAAGCGCCCGGGGCUGGGAGGAGGAGCCCCGGCUAAGCACCUCCAGGCUCCAGCAGUCUCUCAAGCCGCAGAUCCACAAACAAACUGAUCAGCUUCCCAGAGAGCCAGCAGCUGAAUCCCAGGCAGGUCUCAGAGUCUAGAGCUGCUUCCCGUUACAUCAGAGACACCUGCUAAGCUAAGCGUGGACUACAGAAUCCCUACUGCUCGCUCUCCACUGUUUUUUCCCCAGAACAGAGGGAAAGGCAGCACUGUUUCUGACUACAGCCCUUGGUCUCCUACUUCUUGUGCUCAGUGCUGAGCCUCAUCACCCGUUCCCUAAAGGAGACAGCCUGACUUUAGUGACAUCAUGGCGAAGAUGCUCCCAGCGCAGGAGGCGGCAAAAAUCUACCACACUAACUAUGUGCGGAAUGCCCGAGCCAUGGGGAUCCUGUGGGCGCUCUUCACCGUUUGCUUUGCUGUGAUGAUGAUGGUGACCUUCAUCCAGCCAUAUUGGAUUGGAGACAGCAUCGACACCCCACAGGCUGGCUACUUUGGCCUUUACUCCUAUUGCAUUGGCAAUGCCCUUACAGGAGAGCUCAUCUGCAAAGGUAGCCCUCUGGACUUUGGUACCAUCCCCUCGAGUGCCUUCAAAUCAGCCAUGUUCUUUGUGGGUGUCUCCACAUUCCUAAUAAUUGGAUGCAUCAUCUGUUUCAGCAUGUUCUUCUUCUGUAAUGCAGCUACCGUUUUUAAGGUGUGUGCGUGGAUGCAGCUGGCAGCAGCUACAGGUUUGGCAAUAGGUUGCAUGCUUUACCCAGAUGGCUGGGACUCCCCUGAAGUGAAACGCAUGUGUGGUGAGAAGACUGACAAAUAUACACUAGGUGUGUGCACAGUACGCUGGGCAUAUAUCCUGUGCAUCAUCGGGAUCCUGGACGCCUUCAUCCUCUCUUUCUUGGCAUUUGUGCUAGGCAACCGGCAAGACAACCUCCUUCCAUCUGAUUUCCAAGUAAACAUCAAAGAAGAAGCUGAAUAAGGAUGAAGACUGCUGUGCAUGUAUUGCUUCUUCUGCCAUUUGGUUGAACUAAGUGUACAUAUGGUAAUACAUCUGGACUUCAGAAGACUGAGUGAAACACAUGGCUGUCAGGCAUUAUAGCACCAACACUUGUAAAAUAUCUAAUCAUCAAAAGACACAAGAACAAAGAAUAACCAAAAUAAAGGAGUUUAAAAGCAGAAGGAUUCCAUUUGCAAAACUGACCCCUAUUCAGAAAGGCCUGGUUUCUUCAAAAAGACCAUCUUCUUUGCUGAGAAUGUUCCAAACAAGAAUCAGUAAGUUGUAUGCAAUGCUGUACCCCUCCCUGAACAUGGAAUCUUACUUUGGAAGAUGAGUUGUGCUGGAGGAAAAUUUCCUCUGUUAUAAGCAUGGA
Sphaerodactylus townsendi is the source of this 1421-nucleotide messenger RNA. It is a transcript of the gene LHFPL5, whose product is annotated as LHFPL tetraspan subfamily member 5. Gene Ontology annotation, biological process: sensory perception of sound; detection of mechanical stimulus involved in sensory perception. Lineage: Eukaryota; Metazoa; Chordata; Lepidosauria; Squamata; Sphaerodactylidae. The record is from RefSeq and is a predicted model, not a curated record. Gene Ontology annotation, cellular component: plasma membrane. Bases 368 to 1030 code for a protein of 220 amino acids. The transcript is spliced from 3 exons.